AUGGGGUGGAUUUUGCGUGAUCAUGAUGGCCGGUUCUUAGCGGCUAAAGGGGUAUCCAUUCCGGAAAGAUAUACGGUGGAAGUAGCUGGGGCUGUGUGCAUCCGUGAGGCUCUUAAUUGGUUAAAGGGAACGGGUAUGGGAGAUGUGAUUAUUGAAACAGAUUCGCAGCUUGUUUAUUUUGCUUUACGUUCGGACGAUUUUAAUUCUUCUUUUGGUUUUAUUAUUGCUGAUGUUAAAGAAGUGGCUUCCACUAUUGAUGGAGUUGACUUCUAUUUUGCUAAGCGAUCUGCGAAUCGUGCUGUCCACACUGUUGGUCGGGAAGUCGUUUCGAUGUCAGGUUGCGGGGAUGGCUUGAUGUCCCUCCUCCCUUUCUUAUUCACUAAGAUGAUAUUCUUGGACACUGCUGAAGGAGUGGCUUCUACAUUUAGACCAUAUUGGAUGGAAGCAACCUGGGAAUAUGCUUCUGUUAUAGCAUCUGAUUAA
Molecule: messenger RNA, 483 nt
Organism: Ipomoea nil (Japanese morning glory)
Lineage: Eukaryota; Viridiplantae; Streptophyta; Magnoliopsida; Solanales; Convolvulaceae
Exons: 2
Coding region: 1-483 (160 amino acids)
Molecular function (GO): nucleic acid binding; RNA-DNA hybrid ribonuclease activity
Source: RefSeq, a predicted model, not a curated record